This is a messenger RNA of Alternaria alternata, 1656 nucleotides long. RefSeq lists its product as hypothetical. The transcript has a single exon. The coding region runs from base 35 to 1342 and encodes 435 amino acids. The record is from RefSeq and is a predicted model, not a curated record. NCBI's taxonomy places the organism in Eukaryota, Fungi, Ascomycota, Dothideomycetes, Pleosporales, Pleosporaceae.
ACCAAACUAGAUCAUCACCCUCUGAUUGCCCUCAAUGUCUCCAUCACCACAUUCCCAGACAGCUACCCACAUCCUUAGUCUCGCCAACUACACAUCCCAUCACCUCGUUCCACUCACCCCGAAGCCCUCCACUCCACUCCUACCCUCCUCUCUCCGCCUCCGUACCGUCAUUAUCAGUCUGACAACGAACAACCUCUCCUACGCACGCCUCGGCCAUCUAAUGGGCUGGUACUCUACGUAUCCGCUCCCCACUACGACACCCGCUCCGUAUGACGAUUCUGCAAGGUACGGCCGCGUUGCAGCAUGGGGAUAUGCCGAGAUUCUAGAAAGCACUGUCGAAGGCAUUGAGAAAGGAAUGAGCGUAUAUGGCUAUCUUCCCAGUAGCACAGAGUGGGAGGACAUAACUGUAGAAAGGGCUAAAGAUGUACGGGAUGGUAGUGUGAUCGACGACCAAGUUAUUGUGACAGACGCACAUAGACAGCAUCUGUGGAAGAUCUACAACCGGUAUCGGAUUUGUGGUCCGCUUCCUAAGAUGGCUGAUCAGACUGAGCAAAAAGACGAGUUGGGCUGGAGUGCGCUGAUGAUGGGUCUUUUCACAGUUGCGCAUAACCUCUGCAAUUAUGUUUUCCCUCCACAGAAAGUAGAUGGAGGGACGAGGGAACAGACGAGCCGGAUACAUCCCACAGGAAAUGGGGAGUGGAGCGUCGAAGACGCGGACUUGAGAGAUGCGACGGUUGUUGUGCUAAAUGCGAGUGGCAAGACAGCAUCUUGUUUUGCGUAUGUUCUUCGACACUGUCGACCCGCUGAGCACCAACCUGCCCGUAUCAUCGGCAUUGGAUCUACAGCCUCCAUUGAGGUCAUCAAGAGAACUGGAUGGUACGACAACGCAGUUCUCUAUGACAAUUUCGACGAUACUGCCAUGGAGAUCAAAAACUCGAAUUCGAAACGUAUCGUUUUCUUCGAUUUUGGCGCCCGACCUGGAGCAAACGCGAAAUGGCGAUCCGCUCUUUCUUCACUCUCGCCCACUGUCCCUUUCACACGAGUGACAGUUGGUGGUGAGGUCGCACCUCAAGAUCCAGAAAAGGCCACGCAACGACUCGCUAACAGAGCUUCCUUGAACAUUGUCAACGCGGGCUUGUUGCAAGAAAAGGGUAUUGAGACUGCUGGAGGCAUGUAUUUUGAUAAUGUGUAUGCUGCGUUUCAGGUGUUCUGGAGACAGGCCAGAGAGGUAGGAAUGUUGGAGUUGAAGUGGGGUGAGGGGCUAGAGGACUGGGAACGAGGCUGGGAGAUGCUAUGUAGGGAUGAGGUCAAAGCUGAUGUGGGCCUGGUGUACAGUAUUUAGGUGUUUCACCUACUGUUCUCAUAUGGCUCUCUCGACCGCAAGGCGGGAAGAAUCUAGCCAGGUCUUCCAGGAUAUGCGUAAUGUUUCAGUGGAGGUGAAGACUUUAGCUGACAACGCAUGUUGGGCAUCUGUAAGCUGCAUCAUUGAUAAGAUUUCCUGUAAACGAUACCAUCUUGUAUGAUGGGCUAUCUGAGACCACUGGGCAGAGCAAAGUACUUCGGUCUCGGCCUUUCGCUAAUGUUAGCAUGAAACGUAAUUGCAACAAAAUCCAUCCAACGGUCCAAGGUAUCCACUCUAAAACGUGUGCUGAGAAG